AUGCCAUUCUCAGCAAUAUCAAGACCAUUUAUACCUGAAUUGGAUGAAAAAAAGGUCAAAUCUCUGAUGAAAGUCCUGUCUGAUCCAGAGAAAUCCAAUACUGUUCCUCCAUUGGACAUAUUGUGGGUGAUAGGAUCAGAAGGUGGCAACUACUACUACUGCUUUGGAGGAUGUCAUAGAUACACUGCACACCAUAGGCUGAAUUCAGAGUUUGUAAGAGUGAAAUUGGUGCAAGUUACAAGGGAAGUAUUGAAGAAUUAUCUUGGUGGUAGUACUCCAGAGUUUAAGUAA
Messenger RNA from Acanthoscelides obtectus, 291 nucleotides. NCBI's taxonomy places the organism in Eukaryota, Metazoa, Arthropoda, Insecta, Coleoptera, Chrysomelidae. The record is from the annotation of a GenBank genome assembly.